Molecule: messenger RNA, 453 nt
Organism: Raphanus sativus (radish)
Lineage: Eukaryota; Viridiplantae; Streptophyta; Magnoliopsida; Brassicales; Brassicaceae
Exons: 1
Coding region: 59-310 (83 amino acids)
Source: RefSeq, a predicted model, not a curated record
ACAUUAAUCUUCCCAAAUUAUAUAUCCAUCAGAGAUUAAGCAAAAUACAUAAACAGAAAUGGGUGAGAUCAAAGCUAGACGCAUAAUCCUCCUCUCUGUCAUAUCCCUUUUCUUCUUCUUCUCCGAGACUAUUCAUUUGUGUUCAGCUAACGAGCAUGGCUCAAGGAAUCUUGCAGUGGUGAUGAAGCAAAGGGUGAGAAACAGAGGGCCUCGUAACGAUAACACAACGUCCGCAGCUUCAACUAUGAUGUUACCAAGCUCCUUCCAUGUGGGUGCUGCUUACUCCUUCCUUCUCGCUCUCCUCUUAUAGUUUUUUUUUUCUUUUUUCGUUUCUGUUUCUAGUGAUUGUUUGAUUUGCUGAUUCAGAGUGAUUUCGUUUGAUAUUUUUUUUUGUGGGUGUUGGAUUGAUGUUGUAAUGUAAAUAUAUCAAAUGGUCUCAAAAUCUGUUUGUUA